AUGGGAAAAUUCAUGCAUGCGAUUCAGUACGAUAGCUAUGGUGAAGAACCUUCUGACUUAAAGCAUGUUGAAGUUCCCUUACCCAUUCUUAGUAAGGAUGAGGUAUUGAUUAAGUUGGAAGCAGCUAGUCUAAAUCCAUUUGAUUGGAAAGUGCAUAAAGGCAAGUUAUGGCCACUUUUUCCUCGCAAGUUCCCGUAUAUACCUGGCAUGGAUAUAUCAGGAGAGGUCAUUGAAGUUGGUCAAGGAGUCCGAAAGUUCAAACUUGGAGACAAAGUUGUAGCCCUUGUUAACCCCUUCAGUGGUGGAGGACUGGCUGAGUUUGCUGUUGCUAAGGAGAGUGUCACUGCAUCAAGAGGAUUGGAAACUACAGCAUCAGAGUGUGUUGGCUUGCCUGUAGCAGGUCUGACAGCACUCCAGGCAAUCACCAAAUCUGCAGGAAUCAAACUUGAUGGGAGUGGAAAAAGGAAAAACAUUUUGAUCACUGCUGCAUCAGGUGGUGUAGGUCACUAUGCACUCCAACUAGCAAAGCUUGGAAACACUCAUGUGACAGCAACAUGUGGGGCUCGCAACAUUGAAUUGGUCAAAAGCUUAGGGGCUGAUGAGGUAAUUGACUAUAAGACCCCAGAUGGUGCUGCUUUGAAGAGUCCAUCUGGUAAGAAAUAUGAUGCUGUGAUUCAUUGUGCAGUAGACAUUCCUUGGACAACCUUUGAGCCUAACUUGACCAUGAAUGGAAAGGUUAUAGACAUUACUCCAAGCUUUGCUUCAUUGUUGACAUUUGCUUUGAAGAAGCUUACCUUCUCCACAAAACAACUUGUUCCUUUGAUUGUAUUUCCUAAGGGUAAGGACCUCCAAUAUCUCACUGAUUUGGUCAAGGAAGGAAAGCUUAAAACAGUGAUAGACUCCAAAUAUCCUCUAGUCAAUACUAAAGAUGGCUGGGCUAAGAUUAUUAGUGGUCAUGCAACUGGGAAGAUAAUUAUUGAGUUCUAG
Molecule: messenger RNA, 987 nt
Organism: Sphenostylis stenocarpa
Lineage: Eukaryota; Viridiplantae; Streptophyta; Magnoliopsida; Fabales; Fabaceae
Source: the annotation of a GenBank genome assembly